CAACGAUUUGAGUUAAUGAUUGACUAUUUUGAACACGAAUUGACUUCUUCAUAGUAAUCAUCAUCAGACCAGAGAAAAAGUGAGGGCUCUUUACCGGCUUAAACUCCGGCAGUCCGCCGUUCUUCGCCGGCCGCAACGGCUCGAUUUGCAGGCUGGUGGGGCAAAUCCCGUUUCACUUCGUAGGAACGGAAUUUUUCACAGGAAAUUAGUUUCCUGCAAAUCCAUCCGUUAUGGCCGUUCAGUUCUCGGUACAAUUACUAUUAGUGAAACUCGUCGACAUUUUCCCCAAUCCGUCAUGUCUGGAGGAAAUUCGAAAUAGAAAUGAAGGCUCAAUCACAUUAAUUAUUGGCGCCGGAAUCAUCGGGUCGCUAUCAUUGAUGCUGCUGCUGGUGCUACCGGUGCAGGGUUACAUUUGGAGGAUAAACAAGAAUCCUGGAAAUGACAAAUGGGAAAUUGCUUCAGAAAGCCAUGAACUGUGGGAGAAUCUGGUGAAGAGUCUAGAAAAGCAGGGAAUGCACCAGGAAUCUCCUCACACUCUUUCAUCAGGAGCGACUAAUCAUUUUAUUCUUUGGAGAAGUAUCCAUUUUAGACUUAUGGUGGUCAUGAAGAAAACUCACUACCCCUUCAAAGAAUUUACUAAACCAUGGCACAAUUAGCGAUCAUUUGUUUUUAUUGGCAGGUUGAUUAGGGGGCUGGAGAACCAUCAUCAUCCAGGACAAGUUCAACUGUCCAUGCUUUUGAUGCAUCUGCAACAUCAACAGAUGGUUCUGGUUGCAGGAGCUUUGAGUCCUGAGAAGAAGAGGAGCGAGAUCUUUCCAGCCAUUGUUGUAUAGUCCAACUAUGGUUGAACUGUAUUUCAAGGCCAUCACUUUUGCGACAGGUUCUUUUACCUUUGUAAAUGGUAUCAUGUUAUGAAAUUUAAAGUUUGCAUAUAAUUGGUUGUCCAACUUUCCAAGAAUUUAUCAUAAAACUUCUGUGGAAUAGAUAAGUAGUU
Molecule: messenger RNA, 994 nt
Organism: Oldenlandia corymbosa var. corymbosa
Lineage: Eukaryota; Viridiplantae; Streptophyta; Magnoliopsida; Gentianales; Rubiaceae
Source: the annotation of a GenBank genome assembly